Molecule: messenger RNA, 1975 nt
Organism: Pseudophryne corroboree (corroboree frog)
Lineage: Eukaryota; Metazoa; Chordata; Amphibia; Anura; Myobatrachidae
Gene: GATD1
Product: glutamine amidotransferase class 1 domain containing 1
Exons: 8
Coding region: 109-798 (229 amino acids)
Cellular component (GO): cytoplasm
Molecular function (GO): glyoxalase III activity
Source: RefSeq, a predicted model, not a curated record
ACAAUCUUUAUUGACACUACAGUCUAGUGACAUUUUUUUUUCUCUCGCGCAUGCGUGCAACCAUAUCCUGCGUGUUCCCUGGGCCCUGAAUCCGAUUUCUAUUCCCCGAUGAAGAAGCAGGGUGCCGCGGGACCCGGGGGGGUCACUGACCGCCUCACCAAGCCCAGCUGCCUGAUCGUGGCCAGCGCGGUGACUGGAGGUGUCUCCGCGCCAUCAUUCCUGCAGACCUUCACUCUUGCGAGCUCAGCAUUUAAUCUCCAAGUGGCUUCUCCGGGGGGAAAGGCUUUAGAUUUUGUAGGUGUCAAUGAAAUAGACACAAGAUGGUUCCAGGAUUUCCAGUUGAAGCCAUAUGCCAAUCCAGCAAGAUUGGAGUCCAUAGAUGGCUCUCGGUACCAUGCACUUCUAAUCCCACAUUGCCCGGGUGCUAUGACUGACUUGGCAAACAGCGGUUAUCUGGCGAGGAUCUUGCAGAACUUCAAAGCAGAAAAGAAACCCGUUUGUGCCAUUGGUCAUGGGGUGACUGCCCUCUGUUGUGUCACCAAUGAAGAUAAAUCCUGGAUAUUUCAGGACUACAGCUUAACUGGGCCUUCCGUAUAUGAACUGGUCCGUCAGCCAGACUAUGCCAGCUUGCCCCUUAUAUUGGAGGACUUUGCUAAAGACUCUGGAGCAACAUUUAGUGCCAGUGAGCCGGACGCCAUCCAUGUUGUCUUAGACAGACAUCUGAUCACAGGACAGAAUGAAAAUUCCACAAUGGCUGCUGUUCAGAAUCUGAUUCUCCUCUGCAAUGGAAGGAAAUAAGGCCAUGUGCCGCGCAGACCCACGUGAACACCUAAUACAAAUGGUUGAAAGAGACACCUAAUGGGAAAGAUUUGGAGUCCUAUGUGGAUAGCAGGAAAGUUGAAUUCAAUAUCCAUUCCAGCCAUGCAACAACGCACUUAUUAGACCCAUCGGGUGGAGAGAGCAGCCACUACACCCAGAGUGGACUCUAAAGCUUAGAGAGCUACUGUGAUUACUUUGUGUUACCACUGUUAAAAAAUUGGCUAGAACUGUCUGAAAAGAUAAUAAAUAACCUGUGGUACCAUCCAACUAACCACAUGUUCAGUAGGAAACCACUGAAGCGCAUCUGCUCAGGAGCAGACUGUUGUCACUGUAGCCUCCAGAAGUUGAGUAGUAGACACUAUGGCCUCCAAUAACAUGGAAAUCUUCAUAUCAUUGUCAUGCCUGCACCAAAUCUUCUGUGGCUUUGUAGUUGUAGAAGAUAGUUGAACCCAUUGUGAGGUUUCAGUAGAUAUGCUAUAUACAUCAUGGGAUUGUCCAGCACCAAGCCAGUUCCUUACACAGUGUCCACUGUAAGAAGAGUGUGUCGUAAUCAGAGGUCCAUCAGCAUAUUCCUCCUCCGCACACCGGAAAACGAUUUCCUCACUAUCAACACCACCACCGCAACAACCGUCCCGCCUAGGACCAUGCCGAUAACCAGUGCCGGGUAAUUUGGGGCAGCUAAUGUAAAGAAACAGACCUUGCCUUAAUUUCUUUAAGAAUUAGUUUGAUAAAGCAAAUGACUGCUGUCUCUCUGCGUAUCCUGCAGCUUUUACUGUCUUCAUUGCUUUGGUGUUUCUUAUCACCAAGGCAUUAAUAUUGUGAAGGCCCAUACAAAACUGAGCUGUGUUGUGUGCAUGGAGCAGAAUGACAAACGUAACUGUGCAUGGAUGCUAUUAGGGCACUGGUGAAAAACUCAUAAGGAAGUGGCAAGGAAUGUAUUUAGUAAAAGUUGCAGGUGCGCACAUGUGUCUUACAAACCCUCAAGGCUGCAGGUCUUACAUUACAUCACUAAAAUGGCCAAACUACGUAGGAGUUUAUUUGUCAUUCUCUCUCUGUGUAUUAUGUUCCUCCCCCUUAUUAUAUUUUGUGUGUGUGCAAUAUGUCAUCUCCGGUGUUGUUGUAUACAAAAACUAAUAAAAGGAACAUAACAGACAAA